Molecule: messenger RNA, 859 nt
Organism: Podospora bellae-mahoneyi
Lineage: Eukaryota; Fungi; Ascomycota; Sordariomycetes; Sordariales; Podosporaceae
Exons: 3
Coding region: 278-859 (193 amino acids)
Source: RefSeq, a predicted model, not a curated record
UUGAGGGAAGCGAUUCUCAGCCAGAGCCUGUGCACGCGAGUUUUCAGCUUGGACACCCGCCAGUCUGGAAGUUAAAGCGUAGGGAGUCCUCAGUUUUCUGCUUCUUUGAAAUUCCGUUGGUUCUAACAUCACGAGAAGCCGAGGGGUUCAUCAGUUCCAGUUUUGUUAUCAAAUGUCAACAUGUCGCGCCAACAAACUCAGCCUGUCACCCAGAGGAUCACGCCCCGUCAAAAAUAUCGAUGGGGAAUUCCCCAUGGCAUGAUACCUUCCUUAGACAAUGGAACAUGCCUGGACCACGCUCCGGUGGCGUGCAAGAAGAAUUGGUCCCGAAGUGUCUCUCAAUGCUGUCCCUCGGGCGAUACCUGCUACAGCACAACUAGCCUCAGCGUCAGAUUCAACUACUACUGCUGUCCAGGGGCCUGACAACGUGGGCCAACUCGACUUGGGUUCUCUACAAGGACAGCCCUGGGCCAUCGGGGGUAUUCCUGCUGCCCUCCUGAACAGCACUCCAGGCAUCUCGCGCAGUGGCAGCGACGGCGGCGGUGGCAGCAACGAAAUGGGAUCAUCGAUAUCCCCUGUCGCCAUCGCCGGCACCGUCAUCGGCGGGAUAGCUGCUCUCGUCCUCGGCCUCGCUCUGGUACUGUGGCUUCACCGCAAGAGCCAGCGCGGUAGAAAGGCAGCGGCUUUGCCGGAGCCAAGGUCACAGGAACCUCAUGCGUCUGUUUCUAAUCAUACAUCAACCGCCUUGUCUCCCGCGCAGGCUAUGACACCCAAGGAAACCGUGCCACCUGCUACCUCUUCCGGCAAUACACCAAACAUCACCCCUCCUCCUCCUGCCGCGCAGAUCACACAGUCCUAG